Messenger RNA from Cheilinus undulatus (humphead wrasse), 2745 nucleotides. It is a transcript of the gene jph3b, whose product is annotated as junctophilin 3b. Lineage: Eukaryota; Metazoa; Chordata; Actinopteri; Labriformes; Labridae. Gene Ontology annotation, biological process: regulation of synaptic plasticity. The transcript has 6 exons. The record is from RefSeq and is a predicted model, not a curated record. Gene Ontology annotation, cellular component: plasma membrane; endoplasmic reticulum membrane; junctional membrane complex. Bases 4 to 2439 code for a protein of 811 amino acids.
UGCAUGUCCACUGGAGGCAGGUUCAACUUUGACGAUGGGGGGUCAUACUGCGGCGGGUGGGAGGAGGGCAAGGCACAUGGCCAUGGGAUCUGUACAGGGCCCAAAGGCCAGGGCGAAUACUGCGGUUCCUGGGCCCAUGGAUUUGAGUUGCUGGGUGUCUACACCUGGCCCAGCGGAAACACCUACCAGGGCACCUGGGCUCAGGGCAAGAGACAUGGUGUGGGUGUUGAGAAUAAGGGCCGCUGGGUGUACAAGGGUGAGUGGACGCAUGGCUUUAAGGGACGCUACGGCGUGCGUGAGAGCAUGGGGACGAGUGGAAAGUACGAAGGAACCUGGAGCAAUGGGCUGCAGGACGGAUAUGGAACAGAAACAUACUCAGAUGGAGGAACAUUUCAGGGCCAGUGGGUUGGUGGGAUGCGGCAUGGCUACGGAGUUCGUCAGAGCGUCCCAUAUGGCAUGGCAGCUGUCAUACGCUCUCCACUCCGCACCUCUAUAAACUCUCUCCGCUCUGGUUCAGAGCACAGCAAUGGUACAGCAUUGUUGGACCGGACUGGGGCAGUGGUUCCUGGUCCCCUUCCUGUUCCUGGAACUUUGACAACCAGUGUCUCCAUGUGCAGCACAGGCAGCAGUGGCAGUAGUCCUGCUGUGUCUCGUGGAGGUUUUGUGCUAACAGCACACAGUGAAGCCGAACUGCUGAAGGGGAAAAGGAAAGGUGGGCUGUUCCGGAGGUCUAUUCUGUCUGGGCUAAAGCUGAGGAAGUCAGAAUCCAGAAGCUCUUUGGCCUCCCAGAGGUCUAAACAGAGCUCCUUCAGAAGUGAGGCUGGGAUGAGUACUGUUUCAUCUGCUGCAUCUGAUAUCAACUCUACUAUCAGUCUUGGAGAUGCAGACACAGAUUUGGCUGUUGCCGAUGAUGAAGUGGACGCCACUGCAACAGAGACCUACAGUGGAGAGUGGAAAAAUGACAAGCGGACUGGAUUUGGUGUGAGUCGACGGUCUGAUGGGCUGCAAUAUGAGGGGGAGUGGCUAAGCAACAAACGCCAUGGCUAUGGCUGCACCACUUUUCCUGACGGCACAAAAGAAGAGGGAAAGUACAAACAAAACAUCCUAGUGAGUGGCAAAAGGAAGAAUCUGAUCCCUCUCCGGGCCAGUAAGAUCAGAGAGAAGGUCGACAGAGCUGUUGAGGGAGCUCAGAAGUCAGCUGACAUUGCCCGGCAAAAGGCUGAGAUUGCCCUCUCCAGGACAGCUCAUGCACAGGGUAAAGCAGAGGCAGCAGUAGGAGCAGCUCAAAAAGCCCAAGAUGAGAGCCGCAUGGCAAGGGUUACCGCCAAACAAUUUUCUCCUUCCUUCCAGCACCCAGGAAAUGGCACGGAGGUCCAGCGUCCAAAACGUCAGGUGUCCAGUGAGAUGGAGGGGGAGGGAUUGUCAAGUAGCGCUGGCACGGCAGACAGCCCAGACCUCUAUGUAAAAAGCACAGGCUCGGACGAUCCCUCUAAUGAUGCUGCCACCCCUGACCUCAGUCCCCCUUCUUCCUCACCCCCCCAUACCCCUCCUCCCCCAGCUCGGCCUACACAGCGCAGCAAGAGUGCCCGCUUCCACCGACAAAGUGCUGUGGACCACACUGACAGGGGAAGGGAUAUGGUUGAAAAAGCUGAAAAGAGUGGGGGAGGGGGGCAGACAGAGAUCCAGGUAUUAAUGGAGGGAGGAAGUGGGGGGGCUCAUAUAGGAGGAAAGGGAGAGUAUCCAAGAGCCAGCACGUGGAAUGAGGACAAGAGAAGAGGUAUGUUUCCAAAGUCUGGUGGGGUUAGUGGAAGAGGAGCAAGUCGGACCAAUGGCCACAAACAUAGCUCCUCCAAUCACAAGUCCAGGGAGCAUGGGUCAUCAAAUCAUAGACAGACCAGAAGGGACAAGUGGACAGAGUCGUCCUCUUCUGCCUCUUGGACGUCAGGGCACAGGGGUGUGCAUGGCAGGAGUGGCAGGCUGCUUGAGCAGGAUGAGGAAAAAAUAAGCAAUUACGAGAUGGAGAUGAAGCCUUUACAGCCCAGAGACUCAGCUACCCACAAGCCCCAUGGGCAUGGGGAAGAGAGGCAUGGGCACAGUCAUCUUCAAGGAGAAGGGCGCUCGCACACAGUGCAACGACAGAGGCAUAAGAACCGAGAUGGGAAGGAGAGGAGGGAAGGAAGAGAGGGUAAAGAAGGGCGGGAGGGGGGUAAAGACUUGGCGCACAAACUGGACAAAACAGUGGAUAAGAUGGAAUCACGGCCUCUACGGCGGGAUCUAACACUCUCCCCUCCCCUAAAGUCCUCCCCCAUCACACCAGAGCAACAAGACCAUAACCUUCUGCAAAAAAAAUGCAACUCGGCCUACAGCUCUAUCCUGGUUGUCAUGGUGAUUCUGCUCAACAUUGGAGUGGCAAUUUUAUUUAUUCACUUUUUUAUUUAACAACAGCACCUCUUUUCAGAGUCAGCCCAUCUGCAAUCCAACAGCUAAAGAGUUUGAGUAUUAUGAUUGCUUCCCCUUUACUUUUUGGCUGAUGGAAGACCAGGGCCAAAGGAGGCUCUGCUAUCAUUUCAAGGUAGCUAAGCCUGGCUAACACCUGCAAAACUUGAUCCUGUUUUAUGCGUUGCUAAAGUGUAUAGCUCGAAGAGAAGUAAAGCAACCCAGUGAACUGGACCAAGGGGAGAUAAUAUAGUCUAAAACUGGAGUGAUGUGAUCUUCAAUUAUUCACAUACUAUAAGCUUCAAUGGG